UCCUGCCUGGACCAGUCAUGACUUGCGUGCCUCUGCUCGCCCAGGGGUCGUAAACAACGGGUUAACAAAGUCUUCUCGCCUCAUUUCACAUCCCCAUCUGAAGAACUACUAGUCCCCUUCCUCGGUUCCUCCUCCUGUCCCCCUCUCCCAUGGCCCAAUCCUGGGCCUUCUUCCUCCUCGUCGUCCUCUGCUUCUGCUGUGUGUCCGACCUCAUCUGCGGCAGCAAUGGGGAGCGAGUCUUCCUCUACCCGCAGUCCCAGAAGGUCUCGUCCAUCGUCAGCCAGAGGUACCGGACCGCCUACCACUUCCAGCCCCCCAAGAACUGGAUCAACGAUCCAAACGGGCCAAUGUACUACAAUGGCAUAUACCAUGAGUUCUACCAGUACAACCCCAAUGGCUCCGUCUGGGGUAACAUAGUUUGGGGCCACUCAGUUUCUACAGACCUCAUCAACUGGAUUCCACUUGAAACCGCAAUAGCGCGGGACACCCCGAGCGACAUAAACGGUUGCUGGACCGGCUCAGCCACAAUCCUCCCCGGUAACCGACUGGUCAUCAUAUACACCGGUGCCGACCCGGAAAAGCGUCAGGUCCAAAACAUUGUGGUUCCGAAAAACAUGUCUGACCCGUACCUGAGGGAAUGGACCAAAGCCGGCAAUAACCCGGUGAUCCAGCCGGUCGGUCCAGGCUUGAACUCGGGCCAGUUCAGGGAUCCGACAACCGGUUGGGUUGGACCUGAUGGACUGUGGAGGAUAGCAGUUGGUGCUGAGCUCAACGGCGACAGUGCUGCACUUUUGUACAAGAGCAAAGACUUUCUGAACUGGACUAGAGUUGACCACCCACUGUAUUCAUCCAAUUCCUCCUCUAUGUGGGAGUGCCCGGAUUUCUUCGCGGUAUUGCCAGGCAAUAGCGGUGGACUGGACCUGUCUGCAGCGAUCCCAAAUGGUGCCAAGCAUGUCCUCAAGAUGAGCCUGGAUUCCUGUGACAAGUACAUGAUUGGGGUUUAUGAUCUGAAAAGUGACACCUUUAUUCCAGAUACUGUCCUAGAUGACCGCCGGCUAUGGUUGAGGAUCGAUUAUGGUAAUUUCUAUGCCUCAAAGUCAUUUUUCGACUCGAAGAAGAGCAGGAGGAUCAUAUGGGGUUGGACUAACGAGACAGACAGUUCUUCGGACGAUGUUGCAAAAGGUUGGGCAGGAAUCCAUGCAAUUCCCAGGACAAUUUGGUUAGACAGCCAUGGCAAGCAGUUGCUGCAAUGGCCAGUUGAAGAGGUCGAGUCCCUUCGAGGAAAUGAAAUCAACCAUCAAGGACUAGAGCUGAAGAAGGGUGGUCUGUUUGAGAUUAAGGGAACUGACAGUUUCCAGGCUGAUGUGGAGAUAGACUUUGAGCUGACGUCCAUCGAUAAAGCCGAUCCUUUCGAUCCCUCCUGGCUUUUGGACGUCGAGAAGCAUUGCCGGGAAGCGGGUGCAUCAGUCAAUGGUGGCAUAGGGCCAUUUGGACUUGUUGUCCUGGCCUCUGACAACAUGGAGGAGCACACUGCUGUGCACUUCCGGGUGUACAAGUCAGAGCAGAAGUACAUGAUACUCAUGUGCUCUGAUCUAAGAAGUUCUUCAUUGAGACCAGGACUGUACACACCAGCCUAUGGAGGCUUCUUUGAAUAUGACCUUGAAAAAGAAAAGAAGAUAUCUCUGAGAACUCUGAUUGAUCGGUCGGCGGUGGAGAGCUUCGGCGGUAGCGGCAGGGUCUGCAUCAUGGCCAGAGUGUACCCCGUGGCGGUUGUCGACGGCGUGGCCCACAUGUAUGCCUUCAACAACGGCAGUGCCACGGUCAGGGUGCCACAGCUCAGGGCCUGGAGCAUGAGGAGAGCACAAGUGAAUGUGAAAGGGAUGGAGUGAUGAUGGUUAACAAAGCAGAGCAAUUCUAAUUGACUUGUGAUUGGAGGACUGGAUCGAUUUGAUCACUUGUUUAGCACACUUCACUAUUUUGAAAAAAAAACAAAUUAUUCCCAUUCAUGAGCACUUCUAGUAGGUAGAAAUAAAAGGAAAUUCAACAGGAAAGAUAUUAGCUGCUCAUUUCCUUGACCUCUAGGAUUCAUGUAUUAUAGUCUACCGAUACUUGGUCACAAAGAAGGAAAAAUAUUACUGUUUUAAAGUAGUGGUAGUUGGCAAUUGGUAAGGAAACAUGAUGCGUGUUGUCA
This is a messenger RNA of Triticum urartu, 2191 nucleotides long. Its product is annotated as beta-fructofuranosidase, insoluble isoenzyme 4. Gene Ontology annotation, molecular function: hydrolase activity, hydrolyzing O-glycosyl compounds. Gene Ontology annotation, biological process: carbohydrate metabolic process. The record is from RefSeq and is a predicted model, not a curated record. NCBI's taxonomy places the organism in Eukaryota, Viridiplantae, Streptophyta, Magnoliopsida, Poales, Poaceae.